Molecule: messenger RNA, 1092 nt
Organism: Naumovozyma dairenensis CBS 421
Lineage: Eukaryota; Fungi; Ascomycota; Saccharomycetes; Saccharomycetales; Saccharomycetaceae
Gene: LEU5
Product: coenzyme A transporter
Exons: 1
Coding region: 1-1092 (363 amino acids)
Biological process (GO): transmembrane transport
Source: RefSeq, a predicted model, not a curated record
AUGAAAAGCAAAGGGAAAGAACUAAUAGCUCCCAACCAAGAAAGUUCCAAGAAUGAUAUAGUAUUAUCUGAUACCAAAGGACGAGUCCCAAUCGAUAAGAACUCACUAGAAUAUAUAAUGAAAUCCGCCAUUGCCGGAGGUCUCUCAGGAUCAUGCGCUAAAACACUGAUAGCACCUCUUGAUAGAAUUAAAAUUCUAUUCCAAACUUCCAACCCUCAUUAUACAAAAUAUGCAGGAUCAUUGGUUGGAUUGGUAGAGGCUGCGAAGCAUAUAUGGAUAAAUGAUGGUAUAAGAGGUUUCUAUCAAGGUCAUUCUGUAACAUUAAUACGAAUAUUCCCCUAUGCAGCAGUGAAAUUCGUUGCAUAUGAACAAAUUAGAAAUUUCUUAAUUCCAUCUAAAGAAUUCGAAACUCAUUGGAGAAGAUUAUUAAGCGGAUCCCUAGCCGGAUUAUGCAGUGUGUUUAUGACCUAUCCGCUUGACUUGAUUCGAGUAAGAUUAGCAUAUGUUACAGAGCAUAAAAGAGUACACUUAAUAGAUGUUGUUAAAACCAUUUAUACAGAACCUGCAUCUACAACUUUGAAAAUGAAAUGGUAUAUACCGAAUUGGUUCGCUCAUUGGUGUAAUUUUUAUCGUGGUUAUACUCCCACUGUAUUGGGUAUGAUACCGUAUGCUGGCGUAUCAUUUUUUGCUCAUGAUCUUUUGCAUGAUAUUCUACGAUAUCCGUUAUUUGCACCAUAUUCUGUUAUGAAAACCUCAGAGGAACAAAGGAGAGAACAAUCUCAUUUACAUCAAAGAAUACCGCUAAAGACAUGGGCUGAAUUAUUCUCGGGCGGGAUAGCAGGAAUGGCAUCACAAACUGCUGCAUAUCCAUUCGAAAUCAUAAGAAGAAGGUUACAAGUGAGUACGUUAUCAGUAAGUAACAUGUACACGCAUAAAUUUCAAACUAUUUCUGAAGUGGCAAAGAUAAUAUACAAAGAAAGAGGAUGGAAGGGUUUCUUUGUUGGAUUAAGUAUUGGUUAUAUCAAAGUUACACCCAUGGUGGCCUGUAGUUUUUUCGUUUAUGAAAGGAUGAAGCUGAAUCUCGGUAUAUAA